CGCGCCCUGGGGUAUGGGUGCAUGGGCCUCAGAGUGUGCACCAGUCCUGCUUGCUAAGGCAGGAGGCACCUGCACCAGGGUGCUAACCUGAGUGCCGCUUUGGGGAUGGUCCUGACCAGAUGUGAAGGUGCCCUCGCUGGUGGGGACUCUCCUGCCUAUCCAGCUUUAUCAUCUGUCACCCAUCUGCCCAUCAUCUCUCUGUACACCCAUGUCUUUUUCUGUCUCCACCCAUCUAUUUAUCUAUUAUCUAUCUCCACCCAUCUGCCCAGCUACUCACUGAGCCUUCCAACCUGUGGUGCAAAGCUACCUUGUGCUGAGCCCAGGUGACCAGCCCAGCCAUAGCCUCCCCCAGCAUGCUGGGGUGCAUGCUGUGCCGGAGAUGCAGACUGCAGGCAUGGGGGGCUUGAGUAACCCUGGGAGGAGCAGAGAGUGAUUUGGUCCACACCUGUCCAGCUCCCAGCCAGGCUUGGCCCCAGGACCUGGGCUCUGGGAGCUUCAGGGCUUCCUGGAAGAGACUCGGGAAGCCGCCCCUCUGACAGGUGGCACCUAAGAAAUGGCUCCUGAAAGAUUGGGCUGGUUUUCUCAUAAGCUCCCAAGCAGCUGGUGCCUGAGGAAGGGAAUAGAGGCUGGCACCCCCAGGUCGCACUGUCAGGGGUCAGGGGCUCAGAGCCCAAGACCGGUGAGCAGGGCUCUUGAAUGAGGACAUCUCCCAGCAGUGAGAUUGUGCUCCGAGAGGAAAGGUCCCCUUCCAGGGGACAGGUUCCCCGAGCACCACAGACACCCAUGGAAGGUGGGCAGGCUCCUUGGGUCCUGAGGGCCCGUGCUGACCCCUCGACUGCAGCACCUUCCCAAGCUGGGCAAUCGUUCUCCAGAGCACAGAGCCCCUGCUCACACCCUCAGGGCUGACGGGCGUGGGGGGUCCGGCAAGAUCCGAGAGCAGGAGUCACAGUUUAAAAGAACCACCUGAGAAAGUAAAGAAUAAAACAAAACACAACAGGCUGUGCAAAUGCAUCUCUGUUCCCACCGUGGCCCCGUGGAGGAGGCCUGGCCACCCGAACCCAGGACCUGGGAUUCUACAGCCCGACACUCCAGGUGGGCCAGACCCUGCGCUGUCCACUCACUGCACGGUGUGGACUCGCCCGAGGUCUGUGGCCCAGACCUACAGCUCCAGGCAGAAGAAUCGCCAUGGCCCCCAGGUCUGGCCCCCCAGCUGCUGUGGUCCGGGAGCAGACGGCGCCUCUGAGGUGGUGGUGGCCCGGUGAACGAGGCCCAACUCCUGUUAGGUGGCGUCUGAAAGCUGAGCCUUCCGUGGAGCGGGUGUCAGGGACCGGGGAGCAGGUGCAGCCACACAGACUGGUGAGGCCAGGGUUUGCUUUGUGGGAUUUCCCAGUCUCACCCCAGGGCACGUCUCGACAGCACCCUAAGCCCACACACUGCCUGGGAGCCAAUGUUCUGUCAGGCUGAAGUGCUGCUCUACCCAGGCAGUGGUGAGGGAUGCAGAGCAACAGGGAGAAGGGUGACCCGGCGCUCCAGCCAGAGCUGGCAGAUGGAAGCUGGUGUCCGUCUGGAUGUCACAUCACAGGCACAGUGCUUCCCACCCAAACUGCCUCAGCAGGACAAUGGCGCCCCCGUGGGGAAACGAAGACCAGGACAUGCGACCCCCGCUCAGCGUGAGCCCGGGAGAGGCUGGGUGGACAGUGAUCCACCCACCCGAAGCCCAUGUGGCUUCCUGAGCCUUCUGCAGACAGGCCAUCCAGAGCACUGUGCCGGGGCCAGUAUGUCACCACGGGAAGAGCGCAUCAUCCUCGCCUCAUCACCCAUGGCCGUGGGCACCUCGCGGAUCCCCAGAUACGAGCACUGCAGCUCUGGAAUCCGUGGGGGAAACCCAGGGUUUUCGAGAACUAAUGCCGACCAACCACGGCUCCGGGAGGUGCCUCCUGCUGAUUGGCCUGCGGCAGUGCACAGGGUGCCAGCGAGGUAGGAGCCAUGGUGCCCUGGACACCCUGGCCCCUGUGCCUUCUCUCUUGCCUCUGAGGUCUGGUUGCUAAACUGUUACGUGUUUCCCAUCCCAGUGAAAUAGACACCCAUGGUAAAUGAAGACAGCAGUUAAAUCAGCCAAAAUAAUUCCUGUGGAGCUCAAUGUUCAUUAGUUCCUCAGUGUCCUCUGCAGGUGGCUGGCAUUCUGUGUGCUGCCCGGGCCUGGGCAGCAUGGAGCCAGGUGCUGAGCUUCUCUCCCGAGAGCCACGGGACCUCCUGGGCGAGGGAUGGACGGAGGUUCCAGCUGAGCCCGGCUGUGUUUGAGACUGUGAUCACCGCAGUUCACCCCGGUGCCUCCAGAAGCUCCUGGCCGCCUUUCGCACAGACGCAGGCAUCACGGGUCAGGGAGAUGCGUGCUUAAACCUCAGCCUCUCGCUUCUCCCUCCCGCCCCGUCUCCAUACCAGCCUCUCUGCUGUGAGCGUGCACGCACACGGCACACAUGUGCACACCCAGCACCAAGGAUGCCAGGGCUCUGGAGCGCCUCCCUCCUUCCCUUCCUCCUAGAGCCCCGUCUGGAGGCUCUCGAGGGGCCUGGGUCGGCAGUCAGAGUACCUGCUCCAGCUGCAGUCCCGGGGUGAGUGUAGGCGGUCCCCCAUGGCUGGCUUCACGACGCGUUUGGGUGCUGAGUCUGGGUGGUGGGAGGAGCCCGGGUCCCAGCACCCAUACGAGCGGGAAGCUCCCUUUAGGUCAUCCGUUUAUUUGCUCGUGACAGACUCUAUUUUGCAGGUGUCGGGUGAAAACCCCACACCCUGCUGUAUUGAACAUCAAAAUUCAUAACCUUCUGUAGUAAAAGUAUUUUACUGUGGCUUAUCCAUUCUAAUAAAAAAGGAUUUAAGGUGGCCUAAAGAAAAAGCAAAGUACACACAAGGUUAACAUAAAUAUUCAGAAAGGUAGAUAUUUAAGAAAAUUGGCAGUGCGCAUGCUGCGUGAAGUUUACAUCCAGCCCUGCGCUCCCUGAGACAGGAAACCAUAUUGUGCAUUCGUUGAGAUUCCCCUGGAUGUGGCAGAGACUGAGCCCACUCCCUGCCUGGGAGAUGGCAUCCUGGCACUGAGCAAUACAGAAGCGUCAAGGGAGCUUUAUUACAGCAUGUAGGGGUGUGCUGGACGGCAAUCACAGGAUAUCCGGCAGCCUAUGGGCACAUGGCCACCUCUCACAGUCUCCCGUGACCCUGAGGAGCAGCCUGGCCAGGUAGGGUGGGCCGCUGGGGUGCCACAAUUCAUGGCACGGUCCGUGACUGAGUCUCUGCCUUCUUGGAGGAGUGUGCUCAGAGGGACCAGAGGCAUGGCCAACACUUGCACCUCCUUCCUGGGACAGCAGUUUUCUCACACAGGCCCUGGGGGCCCGGGCAGGAGAAGCCUCUGAGACUUCACACUGUGCUGCAUUGGCAGACAGGCACAGCAUUCGCUCUGCCAGGGAAAUCUCCAUGGUGCCCUUUGGAAUAGCAUGACUUCCCAACCACAAAGCUUCCCGACAACAUGGCUUCCCAACAACAGGGCUUCCCAAAAUGGCCCUAUGUAUGAAUUUUCUGUAAAUCACAACGCAGCCUUUUCCCUGAGGAGCUUAGUGAACAGAAUUGCAGAAUAGAAUUAACCAGUGUUGACCAAUUUCUCACUGGAGGAGCCCUUUGGAAGGAAACAGUUUGGUCUUGUCAUCACUACAUCUGAGCACAUUUUCCAAGGGGGACCUUAUAGUCCUGACCCCACGUUCACAAAUUUUAGUGCAUUUUUGCUUUUAAUUUUGCUUUCAAGAUAGGAAGACAACUUUAACGAGUUGCCUUGAGCAUAAAAACAGCUUCUCCUAGGACUUCUGACCAUGAAAAGCAACCCAAGGCACUUGCUGAAGUCUCCUUAAAGAUGUGCUCCCAGCCCACUGGGGCUCCAGACCAGCAGAGGACAAGCUGCCUGCUGAGCUUCACUAAAGGCCAUGAUAGGUGGAGCUCAGACCAUCCUACUUGCAAAGCUGAAAUGCUGAAAUGAAGAGGAUUCUGCCUGGAGCUGAGUCAAGAGAGCCACAGCAGCAACUGCGAGACCAUUUGUCCAGCAGUGUAUGAGGGUCCCUUGACCAGUGGGCGGAGCCUGUUAACUGCCAGGCCCACCUACCCACUAGUCAGGAAGGCACCACCCUGGGGACGCUCACAUGGUGUCCUCCAGGUCACCGGGAGCCCCGUCAGGAGUGGGCUUCACGGUCAUCCUCAUCUCGCUCUACGUGGGCUUCUUCUACAACGUCAUCAUCGCCUGGGCGCUGCACUACCUCCUGUCCUCCUUCGCCGCUGAGCUGCCCUGGACCCACUGCAACAACACCUGGAAUAGCCCCAACUGCUCCGACGCCCCCUCGGCCAGCGCCCACAAUGGCCCCGGCCUCAACAGCACCUUCGGGACCACGCCCGCUGCCGAGUACUUUGAGCGCGGCGUGCUGCACCUGCACCUGAGCCACGGCAUCGACGACCUGGGGCCUCCGCGCUGGCAGCUGGCGGCCUGCCUGGUGCUGGUCAUCGUGCUGCUCUACUUCAGCCUGUGGAAGGGUGUGAGGACCUCAGGCAAGGUCGUGUGGAUCACAGCCACCAUGCCCUACGUGGUCCUCACCGCCCUGCUCCUGCGUGGGCUCACCCUCCCGGGGGCCAUCGACGGCAUCCGGGCCUACCUGAGUGUGGACUUUCACCGGCUGCGUGAGGCCUCGGUGUGGAUCGAUGCCGCCACCCAGGUGUGCUUCUCCCUGGGCGUGGGCUUUGGGGUGCUGAUCGCUUUCUCCAGUUACAACAAGUUCACCAACAACUGCUUCCGAGACGCAAUGCUCACCACCUCCAUCAACUCCCUGACAAGCUUCUCCUCGGGCUUCGUGGUCUUCUCCUUCCUGGGGUACAUGGCCCAGAAGCACAGCGUGCCCAUCGGCGACGUGGCCAAAGACGGCCCCGGGCUGAUCUUCAUCAUCUACCCUGAGGCCAUCGCCACACUGCCGCUGUCCUCGGCCUGGGCAGUGGUGUUCUUCAUCAUGCUGCUCACCCUGGGGCUUGACAGCGCUAUGGGGGGCAUGGAGUCCGUCAUCACUGGGCUCAUCGACGAGUUCCAGCUGCUGCACCGGCACCGGGAGCUCUUCACGCUGUGCAUCGUGAUGGGCACCUUCCUGCUGUCGCUCUUCUGCGUCACCAAUGGCGGCAUCUACGUCUUCACACUGCUGGACCACUUUGCAGCUGGCACGUCCAUCCUCUUCGGGGUGCUCAUCGAGGCCAUCGGGGUGGCCUGGUUCUAUGGUGUCCAGCAGUUCAGCGACGACAUCAAGCAGAUGACGGGGCGGCGGCCCAGCCUGUACUGGCGGCUGUGCUGGAAGCUGGUCAGCCCCUGCUUCCUGCUGUUUGUGGUCGUGGUCAGCGUGGUGACCUUCAGGCCGCCCCAUUACGGGGCCUACAUCUUCCCCGCCUGGGCCAACGUACUGGGCUGGGUGGUUGCCACCUCCUCCAUGGCCAUGGUGCCCAUCUACGCGGUCUACAAGUUCUGCAGCCUCCCGGGGUCCUUCCGGCAGAAACUGGCCCAGGCCAUCACGCCCGAGAAGGACCGCGAGCUUGUGGACCGAGGGGAGGUGCGCCAGUUCACGCUACGCCACUGGCUCCUGGUGUAGUUCAGCAGCCACCUGGCCAGCCGGGCGAGUCCUCACCGGGGAGGUCCGCGAAGAGCACUGCGUCCACCCUGGAGCCCCGGCUUCGCAGACAAUCGCCCGGCGGACCUUCCAUCCGGUGUCACUGUGAGGCCGACUGUCCCCGCCAUGCCCGGCCGUCCACCCCGCGGCUCAUGCACCCGCGUCCCUGGGAGGUCUCGCCAACUGUACAUAUGCUGUGCCGGCCCCUGUGCCCCGGUGCCCGGUCGCUGGUGUGGCUCAGAUUUAAAAGCCAGGCCCCCCGCCUUGUCUGAGCAGGCAGACGGGAGGGAAGGGGCCGUAGUGCAGAGUAGUGACGGAGGGUGCUACCCGCUGUCACACACGUGGGCUCCGCCCUGGGCCGCCAGGACGAGGGGCUGGGUGUGCGACAGGACUCAUUCCUUCCCUGCAGCCGAGAGGACCAGCCCGCGAGGACCCAGCUCGGGCUGCUGCAGUCCUGCCCGCGGGCUCCUGCUCGGCUGCCAGCCCCACCCACACCCACUGUCUGCGGCCUGGGGUCUCGGCACGCAUGGCACUGGGACGCUUGGCCCGCUGGGGACUGGCGUCUUGAAUCCUCCUUAUCUGUGUCGAAACAUGCGGCUCCUUUCUGCAGACCCGUUCGCCGUUCGCCGAGGUUCUGGGUUUGUUUACAAGAAUAAUCAGCAAUAGCGUGACGGCCGAGGCGGAGACCUCCUGCUCUGGCUGCCCUUCCUGGCACACGGGCCGCCCGGUUCACCCCGGGUCCUGCCGUGAGGCUGAGCGAGGCCCCCCCUACGUUGUGGCGCAGAGCGCGGGACGCAGGCCUGUGGGCAGCCAGGUUGUCGGCAGCCGCGGCUGAGGAACCAGGUUCGCUGGCUCCCUCCUGAGGAGCGGCUCCAUGUGGGAACCAGGUGUUGUCGGCCUCUGUCUCUGUCCCUGUAGUCAGUUCCGUGUGUGGGUCCUCGUGAACAAUAAACGAAACCUGUGUUGGAAAAGGACCUUGCUGCG
Molecule: messenger RNA, 6653 nt
Organism: Heterocephalus glaber (naked mole-rat)
Lineage: Eukaryota; Metazoa; Chordata; Mammalia; Rodentia; Bathyergidae
Source: RefSeq, a predicted model, not a curated record